CAACUGUCAGUUCCACUACUGUCAGUUCUACUGCUGUCACUGUCAGCAGUGAUACUGCUGUAGUUCCAGCUUUGCCAGCUAGUGACAACAUCCUUGUUACCAGUAGUGACACUAAUACUGCUGCUCCAGAGAGUGAAGUGAUAAUGACUUCUUCCACUCUGACCUCUGAACCAGAGAAUGUUACUGUGACCGUGACCUCUGAACCUUCAGAUGUGUCAAAUUCAUUUACAACUUUGUCUGCUAUUCCAAUUUCAGUGACAUCUGCAUUACAAGAUCACCCUGGGUCAGAAAACAGUGACACUGAGAGCAAGGGCAAAGGUCAAAAGAGGAAGAAGUCAUCCAAUUUUGAUAACCCGUACUACGAAAAACGACGAUCAGCCAGGGUGAGGAACACUUUUACACGAAGAGAGGAGGAACGAGUGAACUUCCGAGAGAUCUUAGAGACAUUUAUACCUCCCAGUCUCAGGUCUGGAGUUGAUGAGGAGGAAAUGGAAACCUUGGAUCUUCUUUCUGACAGUGAAGGAUCUGUUUUUACUAAAACCAAUAAAACUGAAAGUGGAACAGUAUCAAAGGCAAAGCCGUUAUCAGAUACAGAGGAAAAUGAGGUCAGGGAAUUCCUUGAGAGAGAACAGAAGAAUGGCGGCCUGCUUAGUUUGAUGUUACAUUUUCUGGAGUGUCUGUGUGAUAGGGCAGAGCUGGCCUGGCCCCCAGAGCUCGCUUCGGUCUUUGUCAGGAUAUAUACGAGAUGGAGGAGACAUACAGACUUGCCAUGUUUACUCAGUAAAAAUGAACCAGAAGAAGACAUAAGAGUGUUCGGAAAGAUGUUGCUAAUGAAGCUGGAGUUUCAGUUUGAUCAAUGGUUAACCAAGCACCUCAGAAGUGGAGCCUCACCUAAAGGGAAAAGUCCUGGGUCAGGUCUUCCAUCAGAGAUGCCCAAGUUCUGGGAGGAAGACAUGGAUUACAUAUUUGGGUUACAGGGUCAGUCAGAGGUCAUGGGACCUUUGUGGUUACAGCACUGUGUCAGAGCUUUCUGGCUGCAGGCUCGGCUGUGUCUACUACAGGGAAAAAUUCAGUAUGCUUCAUGCAGCUUUCACAAGGCAAAAGAAUUUUUGAAAUGGAGAAUUGAAGAUGAAAAUGCCCCAGAGAUUUUCUUGCAGAACUGCCAAAGUGACAACUUGCUUUCAAUAGAAAGCAUAGAUCGGCAUCAAGAUUCCUUGGAGAGAAGUCAGUCCAUGGAUGAAAUGCAAAAAUUGUUUGAAGCCAAAGAAUUUGAAAAAGUGGUGGAACUUUUGUUAAAGGCCGUUAACCAACCCAGUCAGAAAUCUAUGAGAAUUGACCCGGAAUCUGUUAUUCCUCCAAGGAUCGAACAGCUCUGCUUGCUACAUGACUGCCUUCAAAAAAUGGGAGAUAUGCAGAGAUCUAUACAUUGGGGUGAGGUAGCUUUUCAUGAGGCCUUUCAGGGAUACAAGAAGGCCACAACAAGCCCUCAGAAAGAUGAGUGGUCAGCUGUGCUAAACCAGAUCUGGUCAUCGCUUCUCAAAAAUCUGGAGAAGCCUGAGUGUUUGAAGGCACUGAGCGAGCCUCGUAAGAAUCGUUUGACCUCUGACCUGGUGAGUGUGAUUGACAUCAUGAUGUCGGUACCAGAGAAGGCGACUGACAUGCCCAUAGGAAGUGUGUUACCUUGGAUGAUCCUCUACUCCAUCAUCAACUGGGAGGAAGAGAAAUUCUUUGCCCUUCAGAAAGAACAAGAAUCUACAGAUAUGAGUAGUCAAGAGAAUCUGCCCUCUUCACUGAUGCUCCUCAAUGUCUCACAUGAAUAUCUGGGAAGCCAUUCAUGGUGCACAAAGUCAGAUGGGCAAUUCCUGAUAUUUUUCAUGGGUGUCUUGGAAAAGAAACUCAAGGACAAUUCUAAGUACACAGAGGACCUCAGGCAGAUGUAUGAGCAAUGUGUGUACUGUCUUUACGGUCAUCCCAACAAGAAGGGCAAGGCCAAACACCUAGCUGACCACAAUGCCCCACCCCUUUCCCUCACCCUCCCUCAGGCUGUACAGCUCUUUGAGUGUUACAAGCCAAAGAACCUGCCAGAGUUUGACAGUUUUAAGACAGACACUGUUUCUGCAGAGCUGGAGUCUCUUUUAAGAAGAAUUAUACAGCUUAUACCUGAGAAGGAAAAACCAGCUAACAGACUGGAUAAAGUUCAGGACUACAUUGAUGGCACGAGCAGUGUUGUUCCUACCCCUGUGAAAGGACUAGAGUUCUUAACUAUAACGAAAGAAAUCUAUUACCUACUGGCAGACUAUUACUUCAAGAACAAUGAACAUCCGAAGGCCAUCAAAUUUUACAUGUAUGAUAUCUGUGUUUGUCCACUAAGACUGGACUCCUGGGCAGGACUGGCCCUUGCUAGGAUGUACCAGCUGGAACAGAAACUCAACUCGACUGAUCUAAAACUAGAUGUGUCACUGAGGAAGAGGUCUGGGGCAGCACUGAGGUGUUUUGACAGAGCGGUAGACAUUGAGGAUGCUUAUGGUAAACUAUGGAUGGAGUAUGGAUCUUUGUCUUACCAGUUACAUGCUCACUCCUCCAGGCAACUCGGCUUUCAUCAGGAAAAGAAAGAAGAAUGUGACGUGGAUUUUCUUCCCUCAGACUUGCAGCAGUCAGCGUCCAGCUUUAAGCUUGAGAUGUUGGACAAGGCGUUCAUGUGUUAUAAGAGUGCCUCCCAGUGUGUAGACGAGGAGAGUGAGGAAUGGCUGACAGACUACAUGAUGGGGAAGUGUCUGGAGAAAAUGCAUAAACCACCCCUGGAGUAUCUGAAAUACUAUAAACAGGCUGCUGCUGCUCUACAUGAAGAGAAUGCCACUUAUCCAAAAAAGAUUGCCUAUGCUUACACAGCCCAUACUUCCCCCAGGCUAGCAGUAGAGGCCUUGGAGAUGUUCUACCGCCUUCAUGUGUCUAUCCUGAAGCUACUGCUCAGUGGCUCCCACACUGAGGAUUACCACACCUACUCUGACUACAUAGAUGAAGCAGCUAAUUCUCCAUUUGCCAGAGGAUGUGAGAAAAAGGAUGAGGAGUCUGGAAAUGUAUCCAUGGAUUAUGAGGAUACAAAGACCGACAAAACCACCACAAACCAACAAGACCACACCUACUCCAAAUCCAAGGAUUCCACAAACAUGAUGGACAAUGUCAAUGAAAAUCAGGUGAAUAUUGAUUCCGCGGACAACAGUAUGGAUGAAAAGCUGGAAGACUCGGCAAACAACAGCCGAGACAGCAGCGAGUAUUUCCCUAGUGCGGAGCCUUCCGAAUCUUCUCAGGAUGUUUGGGGUAGCAUAGGAGGAGAAGACAGUUUGCUGAACUUUUCUGGCGCAACCUUUAAACAUCAGGAACCAUCUGCGGUACCCAAGACAAUUGAAUUGUCAGCUGAGAUGCUGGAUUCUUGUGGUGGAAAAAUGCCAGAUUCUGAAGACAGUGCAGCUUCAAAGAGUGGUAAUACGGAACAGUUGACUAAACAGAAGUCUUUAGGUUUUAUCCCUUCUGAGAUUGUUGAGGAAUCAAAAUCCAGUUCUAAAUUAAAUUUGGCCAAAGAUUCAUCUAUGUCCAAAACUGGAGUGGACAUCAUUGAAAUUUUCUCCUCACCAGAACCUAUUGAUCCCAAAGUCCAGCCAAAGUUUUUCACUCCAGAUAAUCAGCAAUCUUCCUUAGAGUCUGAUGAUAAAAUGGAAAUUGUCACACCAUGCAAUGUACAAAAUGUAGAAGUGAAACCUGAAAUAGGCAUUGAUGGUGGUUCAACUCCUGUCUUAAAAGCAGCGGGAGAUGUUCAACCCAUGGACAGUUUGGAAAAGAAUGAGGAGGGAAAAGUCAGUGAGAGCAUGAAAGAAUCUGGGGAUAACCCAUUGGCAGUGAAAGAGAGAGAUGAAAACAAAGGAAAAGAGUCAGAGACAACAAGUGAGACAGAAAGAUCCAAAGAAUCUGAUAAGAGCUCACCAGACAUAACUAAGGCCAAACCUGAAUCUACUAGUUCAAGCAUAAAGACAGAGGAACCCUCCAAAGGAAAUCCUCCUCAGGAAGGAGGAAAAGGGACAAAUUCAGUUAACCCUGUAGAAGCAGGAGGGGGUGACACUGAUACACCAAAACCUGAAAAAGAAAACAAGAAUGAAGAGUCUAGCAAAUCUGAGGAAAAAGAGAAACCCAAACUGGAGGGGACUGCCCUGCGUAAAGAUCUGAUUGACAAGUGUAUGGCUGCUUUACACCUGUGUUUGUCCAGAUUUCCAACCCACUACAAAUCUACUUAUAGACUGGCUUAUGUGUAUUUCUACUCAACUUUUCACAAGAACCUGCAGUAUGCACGAGAUCUCUUGCUAGGAAAUCCCCAGUGGCAGUCCCUUAGUUACAUGCCAGCACAGGGACUCUUCAGUGAGAGAAAAGUCACCAACUUUUUCCAGGGUACGUGGAGACUUCCUAUCAGUGAGGUGGAGAGGGCGGGGAGUUUUGCCACACACCUUAACAGGGCGGUCCUCCUCCUACUGAAGGUACUACUGGAACAGAAAGACGUCCCCAUGUUGUACCAUCUACAUCUACAGCUAAACAGGACCCCAGACGCAGAAAAGAAGUACCUUCGUGAUGCUGAGAGGCUACAUUACUCAAAACUGGCUCUUGAUUAUUGCAUGACUGCAAUAAAGAACAGACUUCCAGAAAUACGAGAAUUACAGGACACUGAAAAAGCCAUUAAACUGUUGAUGGAAACAUAUAGAAUUUAUAACUAUGGAAUUUCUAAAAUGAAGGCAACCAUUGGACCCAGAAUUAGUAAUCUGCUGGCAGCAACAUUCCGGGCAGUCAUGAAAGAAGAGGUUUCUCCAGAUAAACCUCUGUUUGAACAAGCAAUCAAAUUUUGUCAACUUUAUCAUCAGCAGAACACACCACAAAGACAGGGCACCGUUCGAUCAAGUAUGGAUAGCAGUUUUUCUGAUUCCUCCUUGUUUUCCCCUGACAAACUCUUAACAAAUCCCUUCAGACCUUCAGGAACACCUCAAUCUCCUGUAAAAACACUUCAGAGCAAUCUCUCAUCCACACAGCAAACAAAAUCUCAACAGUCCCCUCUCACUUCAGUACAAGUACCUUCUAGUAAACCAGAGACACCUCAUUCACCAGCCAAGUUACCUCAAACAGGCACUUCAAUGCGAUCCAGUAAACCACAGGCAAAUCCAUCAACGUUAAAGUUUUCACAGAUUCCAACUUCUGUACCACCAAAACCCAAACAGCCUGUAGUUCAGUUAACCAAAUUACAAAUGACUCCUCAAACUCUUUCAGAGCUUAAUAAAGAAUCUUCAAGGGAGGAGCCUAAAAUUAAUGCAUCCACACUUCUUGGUGGUGCACAGAGCAAAACUGGUGCUUGUCUGUCAACAGGAUCUAGACAAAUGCCUUCUGGUAUUUCUGCUAUUUCCUUGAUAUCUUCCUUGAUAGAGGAUGGUAUCAACAAAGCUAACAAGCAGAAGACUGAAAAAGCUGGAAGAAAUGGAAGCGUGGCUGAUGAACCUCCAGCUCCAGUGAAUACUCCUGUCACUCCAAAAAUGACUACAGCAUCUUCCUCCCCUAGGCCUUCCUCUGCAGCACCUCGCCCACCUCUUCAUUUGAUGCCUCCCAAGAAGAGGGCACUGAUGUCUGAGGAGGUGAUUGAAAUUUUGUCUUCUGAUGAAGAUGAGGAGGCAAUGGAGACCACACCAACAGGCAAAUCAGCCAGCCAAAAGGAAGAUAUAAAGCAAUUGUCAGGGGAAGAUAUGGAAAUGGAAGAUAGUGCAAAUCAAAGUCAGGCUGAAGAAAAAAAAGGGGGGAGAGAUGGGGAAAAUGUUAGUGCUACUUUAGUGACUGAGAACACUGAAAGUGAAAGUAAAGAUAAUCCAAGUUCUAGUAAAGUAACAGAGGAAAGUGAGUUAAAGAUGGAGGCAGGUGCUGAUUCAGGAAAGGAUGAAAUGUCGGAUGUGAAGGAUGUACCUUAUCUUGAUCCAUCAACAGGAUUGUUUGUGACAGACUCGGACAGUCAGAGCAGUGUAUACGUAGCCAAUCCAGAGAACAUCUCAUUCGAGGAUGAACUAAUGGUGGAAGAUGACUGAAGCCCAUUAUUUUGUCCUGUGUGUACCUUUGACUGACUUACUGUGUAGGCUCUGUGAACUUGUCAUAUAUAUUUUCCAGUCUUGUUGUAUGGUAGAGGAUAGAGAAAUGAAUGAGAAUGAACCAAUUUGGUUAAUGUUUGUAGAAUUGAAUGGAGGAUUGAAGUUUAUGACUGUAUGUGCUCUGGUCAGCUAUGAAAAAGAGUGAAGAGAAUAAUAAGUAUGUUUCUGAAAGAUGUUGAGACAAGGAAGAGUAAAAAUAUUGGUAAAACUGAAAGGAAAGUGAUAGGAUGCUUAGUACAUGUACUAGUACAUGUAUAUGCUGAAUGUUUGGUUGUACUAGAUAAAUGUCCAAGUAUUAGUGUGUGUAUCUACAUUGUAAUGUAGAAGCACCAUCGGUAUAAUACAGUUGCAGAAUUUUGUUGUAAGAUGGUCAAAUGUAAACGGGGGCUGUUUUAAAGUGAAGCAAUCAUGUGUAUUUUCAAAUUUCAAUUUUCAAAAUAUCGUUCAGUAAAUGUGGUUAAAAUUAUAAUUUGUAUUUUAAUAAAUAGAAAAUUGACAAA
Molecule: messenger RNA, 6661 nt
Organism: Saccostrea cuccullata (small rock oyster)
Lineage: Eukaryota; Metazoa; Mollusca; Bivalvia; Ostreida; Ostreidae
Product: calcineurin-binding protein cabin-1-like
Exons: 31
Coding region: 144-6101 (1985 amino acids)
Biological process (GO): chromatin organization
Cellular component (GO): nucleus
Molecular function (GO): nucleosome binding; protein binding
Source: RefSeq, a predicted model, not a curated record